Molecule: messenger RNA, 4874 nt
Organism: Oldenlandia corymbosa var. corymbosa
Lineage: Eukaryota; Viridiplantae; Streptophyta; Magnoliopsida; Gentianales; Rubiaceae
Source: the annotation of a GenBank genome assembly
GUCUUACUCCAUUGCUACUAGUACAUCAAAAACAAAUUGACCUCACAAAAUUGGUUUUUCUUUUACAUUUAAUAUAAAAGUACUCAAAUCCGCCAGUGACAUUAGACAAAUGCAUAACGCGGGACCUUUUUGGUUUUAAAACUUUUUUUUUUUCCCCCAAAGCUCCGAUCUCGAAUUUCAUUCAUCCACAGUUCAAAUCCAGAAAAUCGAACAAAUUAGGACUUUAGACACUAUAGUGGUUUAUUCUAUUGUACGUGAAUCUCUGACGCGGGAGAACCGCCGGCCGGCCGGACAUUUCAACAGUACUUUUGACUGUUCCUAUCAGUAGAAACUGUUGAAUCAAUUCUAUUGUAAUCAGUCUGUUUGUCUGACUCUUCAAUUUCGACGCCCGAAUGUGAAAUAGGGUGCACAUUUGUUUGCAGAUCUGCUCUUACUCGUAGCUAUUUGAAUUCAAUUGGGUUGUAACGCUUGCUUUUUGUGUGGAAAUGUUUUGUUGAGUUGAAUUCGUUUGAAAUUUUGGGAACCCUAGAAAUUGGAUAAUGCAGAGCUCAACGAGCUCGGUGGCUCAGCCGGAGGCGAUUCUUGAAUGGCUUCAGAAAGAGAUGGGUUAUCGACCUCUCGGCCCUUAUGCUUCUUCCUCCACCAAAGCUGCUGCCUUCACUCCCACCGCCGAUUCAAUUCGUACCAUAUGUCGCGGUAAUAUGAUACCCAUCUGGAACUUUCUGCUCAAGAGAGUAAAAUCCGAAAAAACCGUCGAUAACAUCCGCCGGAAUAUUCUCGUCCACGGCGGCAGCAGUGGCGGAGUAGAGAAUGCUGCUGUUGUUACCGGUGACACGGGCAGGGGUAGUACUUCUAGGGGGACAACUGCAACUACAUCUACAUCCACGACGGCUCCCAGGAGGAGGAAAGAGAAGCAGGUGAAUGUGGUAGGGAAGGAUAAUUCUGUUUCGGGGUUGGAGAGAGAGAAUAGCAGAGACAUUGCUUUGCAGGAGAGGGAUUUGGCGGAGAAAGAGGUGGAGAGACUGAGGCAGAUAGUCAGGCGGCAACGAAAGGAGUUGAAGGCCAGGAUGCUGGAAGUAUCUCGAGAGGAGGCUGAACGUAAGCGGAUGCUAGAUGAGAGGUCAAAUUACAGGCACAAACAAGUAAUGCUAGAGGCUCAUGAUCAACAAUGUGAUGAAGCAACAAAAAUCUUUGCGGAGUACCACAAACGUCUGAGGUACUAUGUAAACCAAGCAAGAGAUGUCCAGAGGUCAAGUAUUGAUCCUGUUGAAGUAGUUACCAGUAUCCAGCCCAAAAACGAAAAAGAGGCUGUUUAUUCAACUGUUAAAGGAUCCAAAUCUGUGGACAAUGUCAUUCUCAUUGAAACAAACUGGGAAAGAAACAUACGCAGGGCAUGUGAAUAUCUUGGAGCGCAAGUGGCUGAAAGGAUUUGCACCUCUUUUCCAGCUUAUGAAGGAACGGGUAUCCAUUUGAACCCUCAAACAGAUAUUGCCAAGUUAGGCAUUGACAUUGAUGGUGUUAUAGCUGAUGAGGUUAGAGCUGUAAUUGGAAGCUGCUUGAAAAAUCCUCCUCAGUUGCUUCAGGCAAUUACUACGUACACUCAGAGGUUGAAGACUGUGAUCAGUAAAGAAAUCGAAAAAAUUGAUGUUAGAGCAGAUGCUGAAACAUUGAGGUUGUCCUGUUGUACAUACUGUCCUCUUUUGGAGGAUCCAUUUAAUUGGUUUCAAGUUAUAGUGCAACCAUUCUUAUCAUAUGUACAUUUCCACUUCAGGUAUAAAUACGAGAAUGAUAGAGUAAUGGAUACUUCUUCUGCCGAUGUUAGCUCACCAUUACAGUAUCAGCUUUAUGGUAACAGAAAGCUUGGAGUUGAUGCAUUUUCAAGGGGAUCUCAAAAUCAACUUCUUGAAAGACAGAAAGCACAUGUGCAGCAAUUUGUUGCAACUGAAGAAUCAUUGAACAAAGCUGCUGAAGCUAGAAACAUGAGCCAACAACUUCUGAAACGUCUUCAUGGAACUGGCGGUGAAGUUUCUUCGCAGUCAAUUGUCAGCAAUGCUACUUCACAAAAUAUGAGCAGCCUGAGGCAACUUGAGCUGGAAGUUUGGGCUAAGGAAAGGGAAGCUGCUGGAUUAAGGGCCAGCCUUAGCACCUUAAUGUCCGAAAUUCAGCGGUUGAACACAUUAUGUGAGGAGAGAAAAGAAGCUGAAGACUCUCUGAAAAAGAAAUGGAAAAAGAUUGAGGAGUUUGAUGCACGAAGAUCUGAGCUUGAAUCUAUUUAUACUGCACUACUCAAAGCUAACACGGAUGCUGCGGCAUUCUGGCGUCAACAGCCUUUGGCUUCUCGUGAAUACGCUUCAAGCACCAUUAUUCCAGCAUGUAAUGUUGUCCUGGACAUCUCCAACAAAGCAAAAGAUCUUAUUGAGAGAGAAGUUUCUGCUUUCUAUAACACUCCCGACAACGGCCUGUACAUGCUUCCAUCUACCCCUCAGGCACUAUUGGAGGCAUUGUCUGCUAGUGGAUCAACAGGACCUGAAGCAGUUGCUGCUGCUGAAAAGAAUGCUGCCAUAUUGACAGCAAGAGCUGGUGCAAGAGAUCCUUCUGCAAUUCCUUCCAUAUGUCGCAUUUCAGCUGCUCUUCAAUAUCCUGCUGGUAGUGUUUCCCUCCCUGAAAAGAUACGCGGUGAAUGUUCCAAUGCAAAAUUUUCUGUCUGCCCUGCACUCUAUCACUGAUUAUCCAUUUUUUAACAAGUUUUCUUCAGAUUCCUCUAUUCGUAAAGGAGAAACUUUUGCAUUUCUAAAAUAUGGUCAAGGUUUUUGUUUGUAUUUUUGGUUAUUCUUAUUAAGAAUUCUUAUUCCUAGACUGAGAGGUCAAAUGUGAGAAUAUAUUUUGAAAGAUCUUGCAUUGAUGUUGAGUGCAUUCUUAAGAGAUUAUAUCAUAUCUCAUUUUCCAAGAGAAUCUGAAAGAUUUUGAGUGCAUUGGAUAAUACCCUUAUGUUGUAGAUGAUAAAGCACAGCGAUAAACAAGUACAAAUAAAACUAGAUUUUCUUAGUUUCCUUGACGCAUACAGACAUCUCUUUUGGUAACUUAUAAUAUGUGUUAUGUUAACUCUCUGAUGAUUGUAUCCAUCACAAAUGUACCACUCGGCUGAUUGUUAAUCAAUGUCCAUAUUUUAUUUUGUGGCUGUGCAAUUAUAGACUUUGAACUAAUUCUCUAUGUAUCAUUAGGUUUGGACAAUUCAGAUGCUAGUUUGGCCUCAGUUUUGGAAUCUAUGGAAUUUUGCUUGAAGCUCCGUGGUUCUGAGGCUUGUGUGCUUGAAGAGUUGGCGAACGCUAUUAAUCUGGUCCACAUACGCAGGGAUCUUGUUGAAAGUGGUCAUGCAUUGUUAAAUCAUGCUCACCGUGUGCAACAAGAAUAUGAAAGGUAUAACCUGUCCUAACACUUCUUGAUUUUUUGGACGUCGUAGCUACGCGAUUUCUAACUUAUUAUAGCGUUAGGAUAUUUGAGUUGUAUAGGAAAGAAAAAAAAUAAUUCUUUGUCACUUAACUGUCUAUUAUUGAUUAAGAGGCAUUCUGGAUUUUAAAUGUCGGGUAGGACUAACCCCGUAAGAAAAUUUACAUUGCUGUUCUUGGCUGUCCUUCUGGGAUAUUAGCUUAGUAUCUUCUAAUUUUUGAUAUCCUAGUAUUAUUCUUUUUGGUGUUAACUUUAUUAAUUAUUGUGGUCAAGUAAUUAGCUUCUGCAUGGCCCUUGCAUGCAUUGCAAGUUCACAAUAUGCUCACCUCAAAGUGUAAUAUAAGUGAAUGUAAUUGUCUUGUGAAGUGUGAGGUUUCUAGUGUUCUCUUUGUCAUGCACGUUAAUUUAUAUUUGCAGGUUUUACGUUUGCUUCUUUUUUGCACUGUUGUUCUGAAUUGUGUGAUAAUAAUGCUGUGUUGAUGGCUUCUGCUGGAAUCUUGUAGGACAACAAACUUCUGUCUAAAUGUGGCUUCUGAACAAGAGAAAGUAAUAAUGGAUAAGUGGUUGCCUGAACUAAGAAAUGCUAUUUUAAAUGCUCAAAAAGGCCUUGAAGAUUGUGGCUAUGUCAGGGGAUUGGUGAGUACCUAUAGCGCUUCCACGUAUCUUUUGUUUUUUUCUUUAGUUUUCAUUAUACUUGCAGCUGGAUUACCAUUCCUCCACCCACGUCAUUCUUCCUUUAGAUCGUAUUCAAAAGCACUACAUAAUUGCUUGCCAUUAUUAUUCAGCUCUUUGUCUGAUGUAGAUAUUCUCACCAUAAUCUUGUCUUCCCCUUGACAUUUUUUCUUUUUUACUUCAUUAAGUGGUGGUUUUAUUGCUCAUUUCUGCAGCUUGAUGAAUGGUGGGAACAACCAGCUUCAGCUGUGGUUGACUGGGUCACGGUUGAUGGCCAAAAUGUUGCUGUUUGGCAUAAUCAUGUGAAGCAGCUUUUAGCAUUUUACGAGAAGGUUUAUGAAUAAAUCUGUGAUGGAUAUCUCACCACAUGGUCAUCCUCGGAAAAUUCCCUUUAGUCUUUGGUUCACUCUUGCCUUUUUCAUCCAACUCGCGUAAGGUUCAAGGCGCACCAGCCUGAAGUUGCUCAAGAGUCAUUGAAGAAUUGUAACAUCUAAUCAUCCCCAGAAUGUGUCGACAACAGUAAUGCUUAAUUGUAUUACAUUUGUUUGCUAUAGAAAGAAACACUUGAGGAUUUUGUGAGGUUUCAAUCCAUUUGUAAUUGCAGUGCUCUGUAUAGAUUAUUCUUUAUUCUCUAAGUUCUUUGUAUACUAGGAAUUCAGGACAGGCAGUUAGUCUGCAUUUCCUCCCUUGCCUACUUUGGUGUUAUCUACAAUUCGCCGCUAUUUCACAAAAUAUGCACCAGCAUUUCAGUUCCA